CCAUGUGUAGGCGAAUCACGUGUGAAGAAACCGUUUCUCGUCAUGUCUCUGCUGUAAGCAGAGCUUCGUGCAAGAUUUUUUAUUUUGCCUCCGCUCGCUGCUGCUUUUGUUUUGACAGCUGCUUGUUUUUUUUUCCGCACACCCCCUUUACCGAAGAAUGAGCGAAAACGAUGACAUCGAAGUCGACAGCGAUGCAGACAAGCGAGCACAUCACAAUGCGCUGGAGCGCAAACGCAGGGACCACAUUAAAGAUAGCUUUCACGGUUUACGAGACUCUGUGCCUGCACUGCAAGGAGAAAAGAGCUCUGUUAAACAGGCUUCCCGAGCACAGAUUCUUGACAAAGCCACUGAGUACAUUCAGUACAUGAGACGAAAAAAUCACACCCACCAGCAAGACAUCGACGAUUUAAAGAAACAGAACGCACUGCUGGAGCAGCAGGUGCGUGCUCUGGAGAAGGCCAAAGGCAACAAUCAGCUGCAGAACAACUACUCCUCUGACAGCAGCCUGUACACAAACCGCAAAGGGAGCGCGGUGUCGGCCUUCGACGGCGGCUCCGACUCCAGUUCGGAAUCUGAGCCCGAGGAGCCUCCGACCAGAAAGAGGCUGCGCGUGGAGCCCAGCUAGACUCUCCCACUGACUAUUUUUCUCCCUUUCUUGUUGUUGUUUUUGUUUUCUGUUGCCCACCAGCCUGAAACUCCUCUUAGCUGUGUGCACUCAGCCCUGCCUUCUUUUACUUCAGUCAGUCUGGAGGCUGCGUGAGGGAGGUGCUAUGUAUUGUGUAUAAAAUGCUUCUACUUUCCUAAGCAUCCCUUCACUUCACAUGUCCCAGCGUGACCCUCCCACUCCCCUCUACUCCUCCCAAAGUGAGGCAGCUCUGCAGUUUUGAAGGACUUGACGCUUUUCAAUCCUCACACUGACCUUAAUGAAAGGAAUGUGGAGAUGACUAGGUAUGAGGCGUUAGGUCGCACAUCCUCUGCAAUUGUUGGGAGGAGUCGCUUUGACAAAAAUGUCGAUUGGGAAUGGUUUACCUUUUUAAAUUUACUUUUUUUUUUUCCAGAAGAAUGUGAUGUUAUGCAAAAUCUACUUAUACAGUGUAGAUGCCUGAAAUUUUGUGUUUUGAAAGUGUUUUGUGGAAUUUAAAAAAUCCCUCUUAUUUAUAUAGUGACCUUCCACAAUUGAUGUCAUUUAUGUUUAGCUUAAAAAGGAUACACUUUUUUUAAUGGCUUUACCACAAACAUGGGUUUAGCUAUUUAUUUUCCCCCUAUUUUUGUUACUAUCAGACAAAAAAAAACACCUAAUCGAUACUGAAUGUUACACAAUGCAGUUAAACUUUAUUUUUUAGAACAAACUAUUGGUUCAAUGUGUAGAAUAUAUCCCUACCCUAAAUGGUUUCACUUCUGCAAAGAAAAAAAAUACUUCCCUGAAAAUAUUUUGCCUGUGCUGGGAACGUUUCUCUAUUUUCCCUUUUUCUCAGAGGUAAACAAGUGUGUAUGUAAUCAAUAUUUGUUUGUUCCAUUCCAUGGAAAUUACAGGUAUGUUGUACAUACUGCCAAUGGGUGUCUUGCAAGUUAAGACAUACCUUGAAUAAAACUUAUCCUUAUCGGAUGUAA
Messenger RNA from Corythoichthys intestinalis (scribbled pipefish), 1611 nucleotides. Its product is annotated as protein max-like. Gene Ontology annotation, cellular component: RNA polymerase II transcription regulator complex. The coding region runs from base 158 to 625 and encodes 155 amino acids. Gene Ontology annotation, biological process: positive regulation of transcription by RNA polymerase II. The transcript is spliced from 4 exons. The record is from RefSeq and is a predicted model, not a curated record. NCBI's taxonomy places the organism in Eukaryota, Metazoa, Chordata, Actinopteri, Syngnathiformes, Syngnathidae. Gene Ontology annotation, molecular function: protein dimerization activity; DNA-binding transcription factor activity.